AUGGACCUGUACAGCCUUGUACAGCCCAGUACGGACCAGUACAGCCCUGUACAGCCCAAUAUGCCCCAGUACAUACCAGUCAACAUCUUCCAGAUGGAUGGUCCAAAGGCCUCUCCUGAGGUGAACAUCUUCCAGAUGGAUGGUCCAAAGGCCUCUCCUGAGGUGAACAUCUUCCAGCUGGAAGGUCCAAAGGCCUCUCCUGAGGUGAACAUCUUCCAGCUGGAUGCUCCAACCACCUCUCCAGGGGUCAACAUCUUCCAGCUGGAUGCUCCAACCACCUCUCCAGGGGUCAACAUCUUCCAGCUGGAUGCUCCAACCACCUCUCCAGGGGUCAACAUCUUCCAGCUGGAUGCUCCAACCACCUCUCCAGAGGUCAACAUCUUCCAGCUGGAUGCUCCAACCACCUCUCCAGGGGUCAACAUCUUCCAGCUGGAUGCUCCAACCACCUCUCCAGGGGUCAACAUCUUCCAGCUGGAUGCUCCAACCACCUCUCCACCAUUCCACACCUCCCAGCUGGAAGGUCCUACUGCUGGCCCCACCAACCAGCCCUGGCCAGGACCACAACCCCAAGCUGAUGAGAUCUUGGCCUCCAGCCCACCACAGAUGACCAGUGCUGGAAGAUGCCAGGUGCUGGUCACCACCCUGGGCCACGUCCUGGGGCUGGGCACCAUCUGGCGCUUCCCCUACCUGUGCUACCGCAAUGGAGGAGGAGUCUUCUUCAUCCCUUACCUCCUGCUGCUGCUCCUGGUGGGGUUGCCUCUGUUCCUGAUGGAACUGAGCUUGGGACACUAUGGAGCUGCUGGACCCAUCACAGUCUGGAAGUGUUGUCCUCUCCUGAAAGGCGUUGGUGUGGCCAUGCUGGUGGUGGCCUCCUUGGUGUCCCUCUACUCCAAUGUCAUCCUGGCUUGGGCUCUCUUCUACCUGGGCUCCUCCUUCCAGAACCCUCUGCCCUGGGCCUGUGGUGCUCCAGGGGCCGUGGACAGCUGCCAGAACGCCUCGGAGAGGACAGCAGGGCCCAGCGCCAGUGAGGUCUUCUGGAACCAGAAGGUCCUGGGGAUGACUCCCAGCUCUGGCCUCGGUGCCCCUGGCCCUGUGCAGUGGCCUCUGGCCCUGUGCCUGCUGGUGGCCUGGGUCCUGGUCUUCUCCUGCACACUGAAGGGCAUCAGAACCUCAGGCAAGGUGCUUUACUUCACAGCCACCUUCCCCUACCUGCUCCUCCUCAUCCUCACCAUCCGAGCAGCCACCUUGGAAGGGUCCCUUGGUGGGGUCCGCUUCUACCUCUCCUCAGACUGGAGCAGGCUGCAGAGGGCUCAGGUGUGGAGCGAUGCAGCCUCUCAGGUCUUCUACUCCUUGGGCAUUGGCUUUGGGGGACUCCUCUCCAUGGCCUCCUACAACUACUUGGACACCAAUGUCAUCAGGGACACCUUGGCCAUCACCCUGGGGAGCUUCUGCAGCAGCUUCUUCUCAGGCUUUGCCAUCUUCUCUGUGCUGGGCCACAUGGCCUGGAGGAAGGAGGUCUCUGUGGGCAGCGUCCUUGACUCAGGUCCUGGGUUGGUGUUUGUGGUGUACCCUGAGGUCCUCUCCAUGCUGCCAGGCUCCCCUGUCUGGGCCAUCAUCUUCUUCUUGAUGUUCCUCAUGCUGGGAAUGGAAACCUUGCUGAGGACCAUUGAUGUCAUCACCACCUCCAUCCUGGAGCAGCUCCCAGCCCUGCGGGGCUGGAGGAGGAAGAUUCUGCUGCUGGCUGCUCUCUGCUCCUGCUUCUACCUCCUGGGGCUCCUGCUGGUCACCCAGGGUGGGAUCUUCUGGCUGACCCUGCUGGACACCUUCAGCACCAGCUUUGGGCUGCUCCUGGUCACCAUCUCCAUGUGCUUGGGAAUUGCCUUCUGCUAUGGUGUCACUGAGUUCUGCCGGGACAUCAGAGCCAUGAUCUGCAGAUGUCCUCCUUGGUGCAGCCACAUCUUGGCCUACUUCAGGCUCUGCUGGCCCUUCCUCACUCCCUGCACCCUCCUGUUUGCCCUGAUCUACAUCCUCCUGGACCUGCCCAGCCUGGCCCUGAGCUAUGGCAGCUCCAAGGAACCAGCCUGGGCCACCAGCCUGGGGGUCUGCAUCAACCUCCUGACCUGCCUGCAGCUCCCCCUCUGGGCCACCCUGGCCCUGAGCCAACAGUCAGGGACCCUGAGCCAGCGCUUCCAGAAGGCCUCCAGGCCCCUGCGCUCCUGGAGGACAGCCAGGAGCCGGGGCACGGCCAGGGAGGUCACCACCAGCCCCUUCACCAUCACCACCGCCAGCCCAGCCCAGGGCAGCAGCGAGGCCUGA
Molecule: messenger RNA, 2316 nt
Organism: Dryobates pubescens (Downy woodpecker)
Lineage: Eukaryota; Metazoa; Chordata; Aves; Piciformes; Picidae
Product: sodium-dependent proline transporter-like
Exons: 15
Coding region: 1-2316 (771 amino acids)
Biological process (GO): sodium ion transmembrane transport
Cellular component (GO): membrane
Molecular function (GO): L-proline transmembrane transporter activity
Source: RefSeq, a predicted model, not a curated record